GAGUAUUACAAAGAAUAUUGAAAAGGGUAUCAAGGAGACUAUUUAACUUCUUGUGACAGCCAAAUUGAGUUUCACAGGUUUUUCAUAAAAUAAAAAACAGUCAUGGCUGCUCCAACGGAGCACAAUGCAUACGCACCCUCUCCUCGGGAUAUUUCGAUCACGCCCCUACUCAAACGACUGUGGCCUUCACCUGGAGAUAAUAAUGUCACAGCAUCAGAAGUUGCUUCAGCAAUCUCACACAUUUUCACGGAUUCAUUAUCUCCGGUUCAAACGGGUGCUUUACUCACAUGUUUGCAUUUCACGGGAUGGGAUCGAAAAGCAGAUGUUCUUGCAAAAUGCGCCGAAGCUAUGAGAGAAGCUGCUUCACCGGUUGACAAAGAAGCUCUAGACAAAGUUGUCGCGGCUGUUGGCAAACCAGAAGGUGGCUACAAGGGAGGCUUGUGCGAUAUCGUUGGAACUGGAGGAGAUUCGCAUCAUACUUUCAAUAUUUCAACUACAUCCUCUAUCUUGGCUUCAUCUCUAUUACUUCUGAGUAAGCAUGGAAAUAGAGCAUCUACUUCAAAGUCAGGAUCAGCAGAUCUCCUCAGCUGCACUUUACCUUCGGCACCAAACCUAUCAGCGGUGACACCGGAAACUAUCAAUAAAGUUUACGAAAAAAGUAAUUACGCUUUUCUUUUCGCACCAGUCUUCCAUCCUGGUAUGAAAUAUGUUGCUCCUAUCCGAAGAGAGCUCGGUUGGAGAACAAUCUUCAAUCUGAUGGGCCCCCUUGCCAACCCGGUCGAAUGCAGCAUUGAAGCUCGACUUUUGGGAGUUGCUCGACGAGAUAUUGGGCCUGUCUUUGCAGAUGCCCUUAAAAUGAGCGGUGCCAAAAAAGCCAUGGUCGUUUGUGGAGAAGAAGACCUCGAUGAAAUCAGUUGUGCAGGACGGACAUUUUGCUGGAGAUUAACGGAAUCUUCUGACGAUGAUGUCAAAAUUGAGAGCUUUACAAUUUGUGCCGCUGAUUUCGGACUUCCAUCACAUGACCUGAAGGAUGUUUCACCAGGGAAGGAGCCUCAUGAGAAUGCCGCGAUUCUAAUGAAUCUCCUCCAAAACAAACUACCAGAAAAUGAUCCAAUUCUGGAAUUUGUUCUCAUGAACACUGCGGCUUUGUUUGUUGUCUCGGGUAUUUGUGAUGCAGAUACUAGUGAUAUGGGCCACGGAGAUGAUGGAAAGGUUAUCACUGAGAGAGGACCUGGCGGAGGAAGAUGGAAGGAGGGCGUAAGAAGAGCUCGAUGGGCUAUUAAGAGUGGCGAGGCUUACAGGCAAUGGUCACAAUUUGUGGAAGUUACCAAGACAUUUUAGAUCUGAAAGACAAAAUUUGACAGAUGUCUAUGGACAAGAUCAAUGUUAUGUAUGAUUAUGAUGUGCGAACGGCGGUUGGACUGAACUAUCAGGUAUUGGGAAUACAAAAAAUGGGAUGGAAAAGUUCUUCAUAUACUCAGCCAUUCACGUCAACCCUAUCAAAAAUGGGCAUGAAAAUAGAUCUGGAAUAUGAUGCUAAGUGUUAAUUGUUGGGAUCUAC
Botrytis cinerea B05.10 is the source of this 1561-nucleotide messenger RNA. RefSeq names its product Bctrp4 (gene Bctrp4). Gene Ontology annotation, molecular function: anthranilate phosphoribosyltransferase activity. Lineage: Eukaryota; Fungi; Ascomycota; Leotiomycetes; Helotiales; Sclerotiniaceae. The record is from RefSeq and is a predicted model, not a curated record. Gene Ontology annotation, biological process: L-tryptophan biosynthetic process. Bases 103 to 1341 code for a protein of 412 amino acids. The transcript has 2 exons. Gene Ontology annotation, cellular component: cytosol.